This is a messenger RNA of Aspergillus terreus NIH2624, 696 nucleotides long. Its product is annotated as uracil phosphoribosyltransferase. Bases 1 to 696 code for a protein of 231 amino acids. The transcript has 3 exons. The record is from RefSeq and is a predicted model, not a curated record. Lineage: Eukaryota; Fungi; Ascomycota; Eurotiomycetes; Eurotiales; Aspergillaceae.
AUGGCCCUCCCUCCCAACGUCCACAUCUCCGCCCACCCCUGCCUCCAGGCGAAGCUCUCCCUCCUGCGCUCCAAGUCCACCAGCACGCGCGAAACCCGCGGCCUCGUCCAUGAGAUUGCGACCAUCCUGGGCGUGGAAGCCUUUGCCGCUUCCCUGCAAACUGUCAAAGGAGGGACGGACACCACGCCGUUAGGCACCGAAUACGAAACCCAAGUCAUUGAGCCCGCAGACGUGGCUCUGGUGCCCAUUCUCCGCUCAGGACUGGGCAUGAUCGAGGCAAUCAACAACCUCCUCCCCGCCCCCGUUCCCAUCUACCACCUCGGACUGUUCCGCGAGAAGUUCUCGCUCCAGCCGGUGGAGUACUACAACAAUCUCCCCUUCCACCGACCGGGCGCGUCGUCGCCGAACGCCGUCAACACUGCCGCGGCCAACACGGCUAUCCUGCUGGAUCCCGUCAUCGCGACGGGCGCCACCGCCGAGGCCGCCAUCCAACUGCUGCACGACUGGGGCGUGCAGCGUGUGGUCAUGCUCAGCGUGCUGGGAUCGGACGCCGGGGUGCGGCGCGCCGCUGAGUGUUGGCCCGAGGGUGUGGAAGUGUGGGUGGGUAGCGUGGAUGCGCAGUGCGACGAGCGCGGCAUGAUCCGUCCCGGGCUGGGGGAUAUCGGGGAUCGGUUGUUUAUAGCGAUGGGGAAGUAA